AGGAACUUUCUGUUUCAUUUUCACAACGCGCCGUUGCGAUUCUCCGUUCCAUGACAUAGCUUUCGAGUCUUUCUUAGUACUUUCUCUGUCUUAGUGACUUUCAAACAUUUUCAUGACGGACUGAGGAAGCAAGGUCGUAAAAUAGUCAAAGGUGCCUUCCAUUUCCGCGACAGAGGCCAGGAUGACUUAAAACAGCAACUUUUUGAAAGAAGCAUCCCCUUACAGUUGCUAUGGCUAAAGAAAGAAGUCCAAUUAAGGUUCCAUCUGAAAAUGAAGACUUACCUGACAAAGAAAAUGCUCCAGAUUUUGAUGAGGACACUUUACGAGCCACAGCUGAUUUUUAUAGAAAUGAGGGUAAUGAGGCCUUCAAGAAAGGAGAUUUCAUCAAUGCUAUUCAUUUUUACACCAAAGGAAUUAAAAUGAACUGCAAUGAGAAAGAACUGAAGGCCAAACUGCACAACAACAGGGCUAUUGCACAUUUUAAACUUGGAAAUCACCAGGAUUCACUAAGGGAUGCAGAAGCAGCCAUUGAGUUAAAUCCAACUUUCCUUAAAGCAAUUGUGAGAGGUUAGAUAUGUUAGCUGUGCUAUAAUAAUAAUAACAAAAGAACUC
Molecule: messenger RNA, 612 nt
Organism: Pocillopora verrucosa
Lineage: Eukaryota; Metazoa; Cnidaria; Anthozoa; Scleractinia; Pocilloporidae
Source: RefSeq, a predicted model, not a curated record